GAAUUGAUAUGGAGGAUUAUGAAGGCGACCGAAGAUUUGCAAAGUAUACGACUUUCGCUGUGGCCGGCGAAAGCGAUAAUUAUCGGGUGACAAUCGAUGGAUACCGAGGUACCGGAGGCGAUGCAUUGCUAUCUCUCAAUAAGCCUAUCAGAAACAUGAGGUUUACAACGAAAGACAAAGAUAACGACGUUAAAAGCAGUGGAAACUGUGCGUUAAACAAUAAGGGUGGCUGGUGGUAUAAUAGCUGCCAUAACGCCAAUCCAAAUGGUUUGUAUAAAGGUGGAGGUAAUGCACAAGGUAUUACGUGGGGGUCAUUUCGAGGACAAGGAUAUUCUUUAAAGCACACCGAGAUCAAAAUUCGACCAGCAUGAUUUCAUUUGUGGUAGCUGCAUCCUUAAGCCAAUAGUAAACUAUAGCUUCUAAUUAAGAAUUAAAGAUAUCUGUUUUGCGUAGAGUUACAAUUCUUAAUUUAAUUUGUGAUGAUUGCAAUAUACAAGUUCCGUUAACGCGACAUAUUGUUGGCAGAUGGCGCGUUUAGCUGUUGUCUUUCAACGCUCUUAGUGGUGAUAAACUUUCUUAAAUUUUGUUUGUGAAAUAGUUUUAUUGAUUUAUCUACGUAUGUAGAGCACUUUUUCUGUCUUUGAAUUUAUGUCACUCCCUCAGUAAGAGAAAGGCACUUUUAAUUCGUAUUAUGAAAACGUUACUUAUUUUGUCAGAUGAGACUUUCCUAGAUAUUGAUGAUGAGCUUAGUUUUAAUUAAACGUUUAAAUGUCUCA
Messenger RNA from Pocillopora damicornis (cauliflower coral), 776 nucleotides. Its product is annotated as ficolin-2. The record is from RefSeq and is a predicted model, not a curated record. NCBI's taxonomy places the organism in Eukaryota, Metazoa, Cnidaria, Anthozoa, Scleractinia, Pocilloporidae.